Nematostella vectensis (starlet sea anemone) is the source of this 1882-nucleotide messenger RNA. Its product is annotated as b(0,+)-type amino acid transporter 1. Lineage: Eukaryota; Metazoa; Cnidaria; Anthozoa; Actiniaria; Edwardsiidae. Gene Ontology annotation, biological process: amino acid transmembrane transport. Gene Ontology annotation, molecular function: L-amino acid transmembrane transporter activity. Gene Ontology annotation, cellular component: membrane. The record is from RefSeq and is a predicted model, not a curated record. Bases 40 to 1575 code for a protein of 511 amino acids. The transcript has 10 exons.
CGCGUCCGUAAUAUCGCUCCACUUAGAAUCCGACAGUUUAUGGUAAACAGCGUGAUUCUAUUCAUCAUGGCUGACGAGCCAGCACCAUCCAUUGCACAAACCGAGGCUGAGCCCCUACAAGACGAAAACGCCUGUCCCAAGCAAACCCAAGACGAAUACAUAGGACUCAGGCGAAACGUAGGCCUGUCUGGGGCGGUGGCAUUCCUUGUUGGAACUAUCAUAGGCUCCGGCAUCUUCGCUACUCCUCGCUGGGUUUUGCUAUAUACUGGAUCUGUGGGACUAAGUCUUCUCGUUUGGGCACUAUGCGGGAUGAUAGCACUCUUUGGCUCGCUGAGCUAUGUGGAGCUAGCUCUCAUGAUUCCACGAUGUGGUGGCGAGUACGCUUACCUGAUGCAGGCUUUUGGGCCCUUCGCAGCUUUCCUCUACAGCUGGAUCUCAGUGUGUUUCCUCAAACCUGCCACAGUGUUAAUUCUGCUUGCGUUUGGGGCCUAUGUGAUAGAACCGUUUUUUCCUCAUUGUAGCCAUCGUGAGGACCUGGUGCCUGUUAUCAAGAUCCUCGCCGCCUCCGCGUUGGGAGUGAUCACUAUCGUGAACUGCGCAAGCGUAAAGUGGUCGAGUCGAAUACAAAUCGCCUUCACUGUUGGCAAGAUGAUUGCUAUACUAAUGUUAGUCUUGACGGGGAUCGUGCGUAUUGCACAAGGCCAUGUGUCAAGCCUCAAAGACUCGUUCCAGGGCACUGCAACGAGCUUGGGGAUGGUCGGCUUCGCAUUUUACAACGGGCUAUUUUCAUAUGAUGGAUGGAACCAGCUGAACUUCUUUGUUGAGGAGAUAAAGGAGCCAAACAGAACUGUGCCGAGGGCAAUAUGGAUUGCUAUUCCACUUGUUACCGCUAGCUAUGUUCUCGUCAAUAUCGGAUAUCUCUCAGUGUUGACUCCCGAUGAGCUACGGGCCUCAAAUGCUGUUGCUGUGACGCUUGCAUCACGGAUGUAUGGAGUCAUGGCGUGGACCAUCCCUAUUCUCGUCGCUUUUUCGACCUUCGGUUCCGCAAAUGGGAAUUUUUUCUCGGGAGGAAGGCUUGCGUACGCUGCCGCACGAGAGGGCCACCUCCCGGAGCUCCUGGCAAUGGUCCACACCAAGAGACACACCCCAAUUCCGGCAAUCCUCUUCAGCUCCACUAUCUCAUGCAUCAUGCUAAUUCCUGACUCGUCCAAGUUCGAGACUCUGCUAAACUUUGGCGCGUUCAUUGUAUGGCUCUUCUACGGCGUCACAAUGUUCUCCAUAAUCUGGAUGAGAGUUCGACAAAAGGACAAAACUCGACCGUACAAGGUUCCUAUUAUUCUGCCGUGCCUCAUGACAUUGCUGUCAAUCUACUUGGUCGUCGCGCCCUUCUACCAGGCUCCUUUACCCUCAUUUUAUGCGCUGCUGGCUGUCUUGUCCGGGAUCCCUGUGUAUCUCUUCUUUGUCCGAUACAAAGUUCUACCGCAAUGCAUUAUGGAUCGUUAUGCUCGUAUCACGGUCCGGAUACAACUUGUCUUGGGCGUCGCACUCCCAAAGUCCGAGAAAGAACUGAUUUAAUGGAACUAAACCAAACGUACAUAUUCAACAAUAUGCAUCGAAUAAAAAUAUAUUUGGAGUCAAACAUUCUUAUCACAGGUUAGAUUAGGAAUCACAUAGAUACGUGGCCAAAUCGAGGACGCAAGAUAAACAUAUAUUGCUAUGGAUCAUUUUUAAUAUUUUUUGUUUGCGAAAAACCUACAAAAUUCGGGAAAAGAGCAUGGACCAGCCAACCCACGUCGUGUUAGUAAGCGUCUAAAACACAGAAACUGUAGCUAUGGCCUUUGAAUUGCAUUGUGUUGUAUAAAUAAAUAUCAAUCAAACAGAA